Ochlerotatus camptorhynchus is the source of this 2334-nucleotide messenger RNA. RefSeq names its product glycoprotein endo-alpha-1,2-mannosidase. Gene Ontology annotation, molecular function: alpha-mannosidase activity. Gene Ontology annotation, cellular component: Golgi apparatus. Bases 504 to 1937 code for a protein of 477 amino acids. The transcript is spliced from 2 exons. NCBI's taxonomy places the organism in Eukaryota, Metazoa, Arthropoda, Insecta, Diptera, Culicidae. The record is from RefSeq and is a predicted model, not a curated record.
UUCUAAAAAUAGCUAAGUAUCAGUACUAAUGCCACACGCUGCACGACAGCGUACAAACCGAAGGAAUCAACAGGCGCAUCUCAUCGAUUCGAUACUACAGCGUGCAAUAUGCAAUAUGUAAAUACCUACCGAUAUAAUUCGCACCCGCGAUGCAGGUUCCCGCCCGUCGCGGCAUAUUCUAAUAAUAGAAUUCUGUUUACAAACAUGCAUCUCGUACUACACGCCUACCCUUACACACAUUCCUUCUUCAUCAGCUCAUUUUGAAUGUGGGGAGAACAGCUGGUAAUACCAUUCUCCAGGAUUGGUUUCCGCACAUGCGUACACUAGUCCUAAUCCCUUGUAUCGAAACAAUUCGCAAAUUUUAUGCGAUAAAACACUUCUCGUUUGACGUUUUCCAAGUUGAGAAGCGUUCUUCACAGAUCAGUGAGCUGAACUUCUAUCCCAAACAAAUCAUGCUGUGAAAAAGUUAAUUUAUAAUCCUUCCGUUGCAUCAACCUGCGAAAAUGUCCUUCCUCAAGUUUAAAUUUUCCAUCAAAUCGAUGAAGCUGCUAAUCUGCCUCAUCGGAGUGUCCUCGGUGCUGUUGUUGGUGUUCUGUCUCUAUUCUACGCUCAACACUCCGGAAAAGGUCGUACAGCCGUUGAUUCCGGGCCCCGACCAACACGUGAUCAGUUACGAGCUGCUGCGAAGUCAGAAUGCUGCCCUCGUACCGGAAAAGUACAACGAACAUGAGGUGAAAUCUCGCAUCAUCAGAGACAAGAUCAAAAGACUGGCCGGUGGAAGAAACACCGAGCUCAGUACCCCCGCCCGACGGAACCGCACAAUUGCUCUGAACCGGAACAUCCAGAUCUUCUACUAUGCUCCGGUAGCAUGGUAUAAGCCACAUCCAACCGUGCCAACCGAUCGGGUCGUCAGCCGCAUCACCGAAAACGGUUCCGCCGUUUCGUUCCGUCCAAACGACGACCAGAUCAUCAAUGUUGCAUUCUAUCCAAAACGCAAGCUGUACAACACAACCGAAACGAUCAUCAGGGAGCACUUCAACGACAUCCAAAACUGUGGGAUUGGAGUUGUGAUCCUCGUAUGGCAUCCGACCUUCCAUGAGGGUUUGCUACGGGCCAUCUUCAAAACCGCUGCCAUUCACAAUCUCAAGGUCGCCAUUGAGAUUUUGGAAUACCCGGAACGAACAAUUGAAAGCAUCCGGAACGUUAUCAAGUAUUUCAUUGACCUGUUCGGAAAGGAUCAAGCAAGCACGUUGAGCUACUUCCGAGUCCUCUCGAAGCAACGUGAUCUCCCAAUAUUCUACAUACGAAAAUCGUAUCAGAUCGGUGACGCGGAUUGGAUGCGGCUGCUGUCCCGGAACGGGAUCUUGACAAUCCGUGGAACCAAUUACGAUGCCAUCGUCUUGGCACAUAUCUCUACCAAAGAGCACAAAUCGAUCGUCCGGCGAGGGGGGUUCGACGGCUUCUACACGUAUCUCCCGAGCAAUGGAGCAAACUACGUGAGCACGUGGAAGAAUUGGUCACAGUUGAAAAAGUUUGCCGACACCUACCACCUGAUGUUUGUACCGACCAUCGGUCCCGGGUAUUACGAUCGGAAAAAAUACUCUCGCAGUGCCCAAAGCCACGGAAUCUCCAAUAUCAAACGCUAUCGCUCCAAUGGGCAGUACUUUGACGUAGCAUGGCGAACGGCACUGAAGAACAAUGCUCAGAUCAUCACGAUCAACAGCUACAAUAACUGGGUCGAUGGCACUCAGAUAGAGGCCGCCAUACCGGUGUUUGGGUUCAGGGACUACCUCCCAGGACCACCGGAGAAGUAUCUGGACCUGACGCAGGCGUGGAUUGAAGAGUACGUCAAAUAUAAGCUCAACAGUAUCAAACUGGGCAAGAAAAGCGAGAACACCCUGGGGUGUUACGACUUUAUCAACAAUACCGUAUGCUAAGUUUUAGAGUGAUCACACGUGUUAGUAGACGCACAGAUUAAACUUUUCUCUCACACCACGUAGAGUAUAGACAAAUAGAUAGUUGAAGCUCUGUGUAGUCUGAAAAGCUUUAGUAAGCAAUCUAUCGAGAACUUUUCCUGUUAUCAAUAUAUCAGCAAAUCUAGCGUUGUUUAUUGGAUCCAAGCGUAGUUCUAGGCAUCAUGGAUGAUGUUAUAGUCAGUCUAGAUAAUCUAAUAAUUGGCAUGAUGAUAUCAUAGGUAGAAAAGACAACCCAAGUAUUGUUCUAUACAGAUUUUUCUACAAUCUCACUCUUUGUCAGUGUUGCACUAGAGGCCAAAGGUUGUAGCUUAUCAACGAGUGUUUGAAAUAAACAAUGUGAAUAGUUUUACAAUAAUAA